UCCCAAAGGUUAAGAGCAGAAGAGACGCCUCAGGAGACAGCGCGCAAAUCUCCCUCUGAACCUCUGGGAAAUAUGCAUCCUAACUUGGUGAGCUGGUUGGGGACUGUGGGCUUCCUGCUGUGGGCGCUGCUGUGCCUGGGCAGCCUGACGGAGGGAUACCCGGUGAAACCGGAGAACCCCGGGGAUGACGCUCCGGCGGAGGAUCUGGCCAAGUACUACUCAGCCCUGAGACACUACAUCAACCUCAUCACAAGACAGAGGUAUGGAAAGAGGUCCAGUCCUGAGAUUCUGGACACACUGGUCUCAGAGCUGCUGUUGAAGGAAAGCACAGACGCGCUCCCACAGUCAAGAUAUGACCCAUCAUUGUGGUGAUGCUGUCAUCAGUGUUGGCUCCACCUCACCGCUGACAUUCUGACCUCUACACAUCUGUCACUACAUACCCUCCUACACCAAACGACCACCCUGCCUCUGUCCCUUUUACCUUCAUGAGCCGCCACGUAUAUUCAACCCCUCCUCCUUACUCAUCAGCUACAGUCACAACUGCUUGUGCCAUAAAAUUGUAAAUAGUUUAUUCAGAGUUCUCAUCUGUGAAACAUAAAAGUAAUGUGGGGGAGGGCAUGUUGAUUGUAUUGUAUAAUUGUGCUAUUAAAGAUUAAUUGUUUGAAGAGA
Molecule: messenger RNA, 669 nt
Organism: Sebastes umbrosus (honeycomb rockfish)
Lineage: Eukaryota; Metazoa; Chordata; Actinopteri; Perciformes; Sebastidae
Gene: npy
Product: neuropeptide Y
Exons: 6
Coding region: 73-372 (99 amino acids)
Biological process (GO): neuropeptide signaling pathway; feeding behavior
Cellular component (GO): extracellular region
Molecular function (GO): neuropeptide hormone activity; neuropeptide Y receptor binding
Source: RefSeq, a predicted model, not a curated record